AUGUCAUCCCUCAAAGACCAGCAAAGAUACCGAUCCAUGGAUCCCAAAACCCGGCCUCCACGUCCAAUUCAACAACCCGCUGCUUCGCGGCUCCCUAAGGGGGUGGAUGAUAUCCGGAAGACAAAGGAGUACAAGACUGCUGCACGGAGAUGGACAACGACUAUUGUCGGACUACCAAUUGUAAUAUAUACAUCAUGGAUUCUUUAUGAGCGACUCUAUCUUGGCAAGAGUCCUAAGAGUCGUGAAGAUCAGAAACAGAAGGAUUAA
Penicillium roqueforti is the source of this 267-nucleotide messenger RNA. RefSeq lists its product as uncharacterized. The transcript is spliced from 3 exons. Bases 1 to 267 code for a protein of 88 amino acids. The record is from RefSeq and is a predicted model, not a curated record. Lineage: Eukaryota; Fungi; Ascomycota; Eurotiomycetes; Eurotiales; Aspergillaceae.